Parnassius mnemosyne (clouded apollo) is the source of this 2142-nucleotide messenger RNA. The record is from the annotation of a GenBank genome assembly. NCBI's taxonomy places the organism in Eukaryota, Metazoa, Arthropoda, Insecta, Lepidoptera, Papilionidae.
GGCUCAUUUACAUGAUGCAAGUUUCUUGCCUGUUGCAUACAAUAAAAUUGAAGCAAUAAAUUACCUGCAUGGUCUAAACAGUACGUAACAUUUUGAUCUUUUGCGCAAGUUUUGCUUGCCAAAAUUUUCUUGGUGUAAACAGCACAUACAAAAAUUUCUUAGGCGAUUCUUGCAUUCAAUUAGUUUUCUCUUUAUUUGCCAACAUGAGUGCAGUAAGUGAAGGUGUGUUAAUCGUUGCUGCUCUUCUGAGACAAGAAAUAUUGAGAAAUCGUCGUAAAAAGAGGUGUUGGAUCAAAAAAUGGAUAGCAAGAAGAGGAGCGUCUAACAAUCUUUGUGUAGAAUUACAAAUAGAAAAUGAAGAUGACUUUAAGAACAUGUUUCGUGUCAACAGAACCCAAAUAUUUAUUAGAUAAAAUUGGUUCUUCUAUACAAAGGCAAAAUACAACAAUGCGUAAUGCUAUUCCUGCUCGAACAAAACUAGAAAUAGCAUUAAAAUAUUUGGCAACUGGAGAUUCGUUUGGUACACUGUCACAAUUAUUUAGAGUACCUAGGUGUACUAUAAGUACAUUCUUGGUCGAAGUUCUUGAAGCUAUUUACUCUGUAUUAGAAGAUUUUAUAAAGGUGAUUUCGAAAUAAAACAGUUUUUAUAAUAGAAUCAUAUAUUUUCAGCAAAGUAAUUAGAAAUUGUUAAUUACUAUUUAUGCUCAGAACGAAAAAUAAGCAAUAUUUAUUUAUUAUCAAAAUAUAAACUACGGAAUCAGAUAUUUAAUUAAAAUAGAAAAAAAAUUACAUGUUCAACCAUGUGUCUUCGCUGCCUUGUUUCGAAUACGGGAAUUCUGGCAUUGGAGUAGAGUUUUGUCGUUCUUUUUCUCGAAGAUCUUGCAGUUUAUAUUUUGAUAAUAUUGCUUGUAUUUCGUCCUGAGCAUGUAUGCUAUUUUCGGUAUUCAAAAUUCGCAAUGAAGACGCAACAUAUUUUCCGAAAUUGUCCAAAUCAUCGUCUUUUUUUUCAAGUCUUGCUCUUUUUUCAAUAUUGUCCAGUUUAUCUAAGGCCGAUUCUAUGUAACCUGCUUUUUUUAGUUGUUUUUUUAGGCAUUGGAAACGGAAGCACAUCAUCGACGACUUGUAUAUUUGAAUUUAUAACAUUUUCAAUAUUUUCCGUAUUUUCAUUUUCAAAAUAUUCAAAAACUAUUUCUUGUGAUGCCAGGGACGUAUAAUUCUAAAAACAUACAUUUAUUUCAUUAUUUUACAGGUGCCAAGAUCUGAAGAGGAAUGGAAUCAAAUAAGGGGCUUUUUUAUAAGAUGGAAUUUUCCCAACUGCUUUGGUGCCAUUGAUUUCCAUCAAUGGCACCAAAGCAGUUGGGAAAAUAAUAUAUAAACGUAAAAUGUCCCCCUGGCACAGAAUCAGACUUUUUUAAUUAUAAAAUUACAUUUAGUAUUGUGUUACUAGCUUGUGUUGAUCACGACUAUUGUUUCACAUACAUUGACGUGGGAGCAAAAGGUAGAAACUCUGAUGGUGGAAUAUUUAAUAAUUGUACUUUAAAGAAGGCUAUUGAAGAGAAUACCAUAAAUUUGCCAAGUGAUGCAGUACUUGUCGGAGAUGAAGCGUUUCCUUUAAAACCUUAUUUGAUGAAACCAUAUCCUCGCCGUAACGAUUUAAGUAGAGAACAAAAAAUCUAUAACUACAGAUUGUGUAGAUGUAGGAGAAUCGUUGAAAAUGCUUUCGGAGUUUUAACAUCCCGAUUUCGAAUUUUCGAAAAGCCAAUCACUACAAGUAUAGACAAGGUAGAUGUCAUAGUGAAAACAUCAUGUGCUUUACACAACUGGCUUAGGAAAACUUCACCUGCGUCUUACACCCCACCAGGUUUUAUAGAUGAAGAAUGUCAAAGAAGUGGUCUUCGUCUUGGUACUUGGAGACAAAAUGCUUCAGGCGGACCUUUUGAAAAUAUAACAUCACAGAACAACAGGAAUAGUACAAGGGAAGCUAUAAGAAUCCGUGAUAAUUAUUGUCAUUACUUUAACAAUGAUGGUGCUGUACCUUGGCAAGACAGUGCCAUUUUUUAAUGAAAAAAAAGUUUCACAUUUAUAAUAUUAUGCACUUGACUGUACUUUAGAAAAUUUACAUAAAUACAUACUUACCAUAUU